AUGCCAGGUAUAAGAGGGGCAUCCAUCCAUCUAAUAGACGGACACCUUACCACCUACCUCACUAUUAAUCUAUUACUCUCUCUUUCUCUCUCUCUCUCUCUCUCUCUCUCUCUCUCUCUCUCUCUCUCUCUCUCUCUCCUGAUGUGCCUGCUAAACGAGAUGCUUCGAUACUUAUACUAG
Messenger RNA from Ascochyta rabiei, 180 nucleotides. RefSeq lists its product as uncharacterized. Lineage: Eukaryota; Fungi; Ascomycota; Dothideomycetes; Pleosporales; Didymellaceae. The coding region runs from base 1 to 180 and encodes 59 amino acids. The record is from RefSeq and is a predicted model, not a curated record. The transcript has a single exon.